CUCUCUCUCUCUCUCUCUCUCUCUCUCUCUCUCUCUCUCUCUCUCUCUCUCUCUCUCUCGCUCUCUCUCGUGAUUUGUUGUUCAGGAAGUGAUACAUUCCAGUGAGUGCUGUAGUAAAAGGCAUUAGCCUAACUCAGUCAAUGCUGAAGGGUUUCCCCCCACUACUGUAGGCCUACAACAGUGUUGAAUGGAAGAGGGAAAAACAUGGACUAAUAAGUCCUUCAAAUGGAAUAACAAUUUGACAGAAUGUUCAACUCUACUGCCAGGAUUAAGCCUAGGCUGUAGUCUAAAGUAGCAACCUGUCAUUUUGACAAGGUUAUUCAUUUAAAGGGUAAGGGCGUAUUCACUUCUCACUGAAACUCCAGAGUAGUUGGGAUAAACUAUAGAUAUACUGUAAUAUGGUCCUUUUUUCCCUUAUGAUAUUUAAGCAACAAACUGUAACUCUUUUUCUACCCCUACAUGGUAGCUCGUGUGCUCGUGUGCUAUUGAGCGAGGCUGUGUACAGUGAAAAGUGAAGAUGUAACACCAAACCUUUUAGGAGCCUUUUGACCCUGUCUGCCUUCUCAUCCUUCCCAACUGUCAUGGCCGUAUGACACAAAAGGUGUCAUAGAGAAGGUGGCUGGAGGUAAGUAAGUGAGGGCCCAUUUGGGUGGCAGUCUAGAGGUGGUGUCAGUGAGGGCCCAUUGGGUGGCAGUCUAGUGGUGGUGGGAGUGAGGGCCCUAUUGAGUGGCAGUUUAGUGGUGGUGGGAGUGAGGGCCCUAUUGAGUGGCAGUCUAGUGGUGGUGGGAGUGAGGGCCCUAUUGAGUGGCAGUCUACAGUGCCCAGACAUGCCAUGUGGGCUUUAAAUUGCAGUGCAAUGACAGAGGAGGAGUGGGCAGCUCCUCCCCCCUGUUGUUAAGGGGAACAGGGAAAGGUUCUGUCUCGCUCCCUUUCUCUUACCCUUUUUUGUCUUCUUUCUUUCUCUCUCUUCUGGUCCUUUUUCUCUCACAUCCGGUGGCCUGUCUGGCAGCUCUGGGUCUGUCAUCAUCGUACCACCUCAGAGCUGUGCAAGCCUCAACAAGGACCAUGCAUGCUUCCUCUCUUUCUUCUUUUCUCUUCUUCUCCUCCCUCCCUCCCUUCUCACCCACGAAGGAUAUGGGAGACCACCAGUUAUUUCAAUUUAAGAGAGAGCCUGAACCAGACAAAUUAAAUCUCCAAAUGCUGGCAAUCUUGGCGAAAACUAACUGUAAUCAGGUUUGAUUUGGCGUAAGCUAGUACAUCGGUUGACAUGUUGGUAUGUUGUAGAGUGGAAUUUGUACAGAGUUUGAUGUUGUAAUGUAGUAGUAUUGCGUCAUAGCUGAAACCCAGUGAAGAAAUCAACGAAGUGACAGUCCAAAUUUUUUUGGGAGGAGAUCUGUUGCUCUUGACUUCUAGUUUGUUCUUGUGCUUGCCCCAGCUUCAUCUGUCUGGACUUGACUCCUGGCUCUGUCUGUCUCAGUCGUGGGAAAGACUGAAAUGACAUCGCUCUCAUGGUGGACUAUUUUGGGCUCUCAGAGAGAGUGAUAGAGGGCAGCAGGCGGCAGGUUUCAGACAGCUCUGUUAGAUCAGGAGUCCCCCAGCAGCAGGCAGGUCUGAAGCUGUCCAGUCCACAGAGCAACACCGCUUCACCGUUACCGUUUAACGGGAGCUAGGAGCAGAAUAAUGUUGUGCGCGAUGUCAACAGGUCUGGAGCCUGACGACAAUACGUCGUUCUACAUCCUCAAUGUGGGCCAGCAGUCCGUGGUCAACAACCAGUCUAUGGGCCAGUCACGCAAUGGCAGCAUGGAGUCUCACUCCCACUCCCAAGUCAUCAGCUCCUCCCCCCAUCAGCGCCUGCAGUCCCACAAGGUGUACGACCCCAACUAUGAGGUCCAGGACAAUGUCAAUAAAAACAAAUCCAGCCCUGCAGGUGGGGGUGGGGGGCCUCCCAAAGCCUUUGAGUGUCCUAGCAUCCAGAUCACGUCUAUCUCCCCCAGCUGUCAGCAAGAGAUGGACGCUAACGAGGACAAUCUUAGAGGUAAUGAUGGGGACUACCACCAUGGGGACCGGCCCCUGUCCAGGGACCACCUGUACCUGCCCUUAGACCACUCAUACCGGGACUCAACUCUCAGCCCGUCCCCCUGCAGCUCCCUGUCCUCCAGGAGCUGUUUCUCAGACGUCUCGUCCUGCGAGUCCUUCUCCCACGUGUACGAUGACGUGGACUCUGAGCUGAACGAAGCGGCCGCAAGGUUUACCCUGGGGUCUCCCCGCACCUCCCCUGGCUGCUCCCCUCACCCUGGGGUCCUGGAGGAGGGUCUGUGGGCUGGGCAUCAGCACCACCCUGCCUUUCACCACUCCCACUCCUCCCACUCCCUGUCCCCCAGAGUCUCCCCCUGCCACUCCCCACGCACCUCCGUCACCGACGAGAACUGGCUGAGCCCUCGGCCGCCGUCCCGCCCCUCCUCACGCCCCACCUCACCUUGCGGGAAGAGACGCCACUCCAGCGCAGACAUCUGCUACCCGGUGGGCUCCGUGUCCCCACACCACUCCCCGAUCCCCACCCCCGAGCCGUCCCCAAGGGGCAGCGUGACAGAGGACACCUGGAUAGGAAGCCCCUCCAUGGGCAUGUUUCAGUGCUGCCCUUCCGAGGCAGACAUCCCCUCCAAGACUAGGAAGACUUCCCAGGACCGGACAUGCUCCAUGGGGGGGAAGGGGGACCUGGGCCUGGACGACUCUGGGAACGGGUCCCCCCUCAUGGACUCUCCCCCGGAAGACACCUUGCACUCCCUGAAGAAGGACGGGCCAGGGGAACAGUUUCUCUCAGUGCCCUCACAUUUCACAUGGAACAAACCCAAACCAGGACACACACCCAUCUUCAGGACCUCCUCCCUGCCCCCCCUGGACUGGCCCCUGCCCCACCUGUUUGGCCAGUAUGAGCUGAAGGUUGAGGUGCACCCCAAGGCCCACCACCGAGCGCACUACGAGACGGAGGGAAGCAGAGGGGCGAUUAAAGCUGCAUCAGGUGGUCAUCCUGUUGUCAAGCUGAUGGGCUACAACGAGAAGCCUGUCAACCUACAGAUGUUCAUCGGCACGGCAGACGACCGCUACCUCAGACCUCACGCCUUCUACCAGGUGCAUCGGAUCACUGGGAAAACGGUGGCCACCGCCAGCCAGGAGAUCAUCAUCUCCAGCACCAAAGUUCUCGAGAUUCCUCUGCUUCCUGAAAACAAUAUGUCUGCCAGCUCCCCUCCCUAUCUCUCUUGCAGUAUUGACUGUGCUGGCAUCCUGAAGCUGCGGAACUCAGACAUUGAGCUGCGGAAGGGGGAGACUGAUAUCGGGCGGAAGAACACGCGUGUGCGAGUGGUGUUUCGUGUUCACAUUCCCCAGCCCAAUGGGAAGGUUCUCUCUCUACAGGCUGCAUCCAUCCCCGUGGAGUGUUCCCAGCGUUCGGCCCAGGAGCUUCCCCAGGUAGAGAAGGCCAGUCUGACCGGCUGUCUGGUCAGCGGGGGAGAGGAGAUGGUCAUCACAGGAUCCAACUUCUUCCCCGAAUCAAAGGUCAUAUUCCUGGAGAAGGGCCCUGAUGGAAGACCCCAGUGGGAAGUGGAGGCGAAAAUCAUCCGUGAGAAAAGUCAAGGAUCGAGCGUCGUAGUGGAGGUCCCUCCCUACCACAGUAAGACCGUGACCUCGGCUGUUCAGGUGCAGUUUUACGUGUGUAACGGCAAACGGAAAAGGAGCCAAUCACAACGCUUCACUUACCUGUCAGUCCUGGUGAAGCAGGAGCACAACAGAGAAGAGAUGGAAGGGCCCCCUGCUGUGCCCCCCAUGCCCGGUAUGUCCAUGCCUCUGGCCCAUGCUGCCAGCCUGGUCCGCAGUACCCACACCCAGCUGCCUUCCCCUGAGCAGGGCCACCCACCGGACGGCCUUCUGUCCAGCUCUCCCCGGGGCCUGGCUGCGGGCCCCGGCUCCAGCCUCCAUACUCUGCAGCCUGCCUGCCCCCUCAUGGGCUCCCCCUCCUUCCAGCACCUGCCUCACCUCCAGGGCCGAGGCCUCCACACGCCUGCUGACUGCCACAUGACGUUCCAUCCGGGCCCAGCCCCUCCCAACAGGCCCUCCUACCAACACCAUCCUAUGCAGCAGAGUCACACCCACCCCGGCCACCUAAGCAACCUAAAUCCCAACCUGCCCUACAAUGGCCAGCCCAGCCUUUCCAUGAACACUGGGGGUCCGCAGGGCUAUGAGAGAAUGAGUUACCACCAGAAGCAGUCUGACCCCGGGGCCUCCCACCCCCACCCCAUGGGGCUGGGUAUGGUGUACCACUCCUCCCCAUCUACCUCCACCCAGCAGGCCUCCAGCCCCCACAGCCCCAUCUCCACGGCCCCCCACAGCCAGCCCAUGACCCACUCCUCUCACUCUGCCCCUCACCUGCUCUCCAUGGGCUACCACUGCCCCCCCAACCCCAGCCAGGUGCCCUCGCCCACCCGCCCCAACCACCCCAUGGGCCAGCCCUCACCCACCCACCCAAACCAUCCGAUGCAGCCCUCCCCCCAGCUGCAGAGAGCUAUGGGGGGCUACCACCCCACCAGCCAGAGGUCUGCCUCCUGUCCCACUACCUCCAGUGCCCCUCCAGCCCACAUGGUUGCCUCGCCCCAUUCCGGGCCAUCCUCCCCCCAGCUCCACUCCCUGCCCUACCAGUCGCCCACCUCCCCCUCCCCCACCGGCAGCCCUCUGGGCCCCCCAGCACACAGUCCCCAGGCCAGCAGCCCUGUCAUGUCCAGCCUGUCCACAGGCUCAUGCAGCAGCAACCCCGUGCAGCAGCACCCCCUUGCCCCCCAGCAGAGCCCCUUCCCUAUGGAGGGGGAGAGUGUGAACGUCAAGCAGGAGCCGAUGGAGAGAGAGCCCACCUUCAGAUCCAUCGGCCUGCAGGACAUCACACUGGACGACGUGAAUGAGAUCAUCGGCAGAGACAUGUCCCAGUCCCCUGGUGGCGGUGCCCAGUCGUAGCGCUGUCCGUGGCCAGGCCUCCACACACCCAGCUGGGCAUAGCAGUGUCCUCACCAGCCCCAACACCACCACCUCCACCACAGGACUUUACCUGCCUCUAGGCAGGACAGGCUGGGCUGAGAUUCCCUUUUACACUUCAUGGACCUACCAGUCCACAAAAAGACACUCCAGACACACAUGAACAAACCUUUCAUAUACCCACAUGACAGCAAAAGAGCUCAGACUCACUCACCUACACAUGUAUACAUCAGAUUAUAAACAGGACAACACCGCAGGGUGUUGACAAACUGUAGGAUUAUUGGGGUCAGUGAGUGGCAGAAAGAUGAGGAACAUGUUCUCUGUUCAGUUGACUUCGGGUUCAUUUUUAGCAUUAGUUCUCAGGCCUGGGCUCAGAUCCCCAGAGGUGAUCACUGGUUUAGAGAGUGAUCACCUCCUAAACGGUUUCUAUGCAGCUAAACUCUCUGCUCAGGGUGUCUGGUUGGAGUAUGUAAUAUACCCUCUCAAGUCACAAUGUUGCCCCUAACAGUGUAGUGCUCAGUGAGGAAAAAUAGGAUCCCUCAGUAGGAAUAAAGAAGUUUUAAUACUGUACUCAUGAUUUUCCUCACCAGCAUAGACCUCGAAGGUACAAACACCCCGGUUGGUUGAGUGAUCUCACAACAGCACCCCCUGGGAGUGUAGAGGUAGUACUGCAGCCCCACUGCGACACCCCCAUCACCCUAGUCCUUCUUUGUUUCUGGGUGCCUGGGAGCCCCUUCUCUUCUUCUCUGGUGCUGGACUGGGAUCUGUAAUAUGCAACAUUCCACACUUCUAGUGACCUUCCAGCCAUGUAGAUAUAGUGCCUUCAGAAAGUAUUCACUCCCCUUGACUUUUUGCACAUUUUGUUGUGGUACAGCCUGAAUUUCAAAUAUAUUAAAUGUAGACGUUUUUGUCGCUGGCCUACACGCAAUACCCGAUAAUGUCAAAGUGGAUUUAUGUUUUCAGAAUUGUUUAGAAAUUUAUAAAAAAUUAAAAGCUGAAAUGUCUUAAGUGAAUAACUAUUCAACCCCUUUGUUAUGACAAGCCUACAUAAGUUCAGGAGCAAAAAUGAACUUAACAAGUCAAAUGAGUUGCAUGGAUUCAACCACAAAGACCAGGGAGUUUUUCCAAUGCCUCGCAAAGAAGGGCACCUAUUGGUAGAUGGGUAAAAAAAAAAAGCAGACAUUGAGCAUAUCCCUUUGAGCAUGGAGAAAUUAUUAAUUAUACUUUAAUCACUACAAAGAUACAGGCCUCCUUCCUAACUCAGUUGCCAGAGAGGAAGGAAACGGCUUAGGGAUUUCACCAUGAGGCCAAUGGUGACUUUAAAACAGUUACAGAGUUUAAUGGCUGUGAUAGGAGAAAACAGGAUGAUUCAACAACAUUGUAGUUAUUCCACAAUACUAACCUAAUUGACAGAGUAAAAAGAAGAAAGCCUGUACAGAAUAAAAAUAUUCCAAAACAUGCAUCCUGUUUGCAACAAGGCACUCAAGUAAUACUACAAAAAAAAUUGGCAAUGCAAUUCACUUUUUGUUCUGAGUACAAAGUGUUAUGUUUGGGGCAAAUCCAAUACAACACAUUACUGAGUACCACUCCCCAUAUUUUCAAGCAUAGUGAUGGCUGCAUCAUGUUAUGUGUAUGCUUGUAAUCAAAGGACUGGGGGUUUUUUUUAGGAUAAAAAAAUAAGCAGAAUGGAGCACAGGCAAGAUUCUAGAGGGAAAUCUGGUUCAUUCUGCUUUCCACCAGACACUGGGAGGUGAAUUCACUUUUCAGCAGGACAAUAACUUAAAACACAAGGCCAAAUCUACAUUGAAGUUGCUUACCAAUAAGACAGUGGAUGUUCCUGAGUGGCCAAAUUAUAGUUUUGACUUAAAUCUGCUUGAAAAUCUAUGGCAAGACCUGAAAAUGAUUGUCUAGCUAUGAUCAACAACCAAUUUGACAGAGCUUGGAGAAUUUAGAAAAGGUUAAUGGUCAAAUGUUGCACAAUCCAGGUGUGGAAAGCUCUUAGAGACUUACCCAGAAAGACUCACAGCUGUAAUCACUGCUUAAGGUGCUUCUACAAAGUAUUGACUCAGGGGUGUGAAUACUUAUGUAAAUGAGAUUUCUGUAUUUCAUUUUCAAUAAAUUAGCAAACAUUUAUAGAAACAUGUUUUUACUGUCAUUAUGGGUUAUUGUGUGUAGAUGGGUGAGAUAAAUAUAAAAAAAUCUUUAAUCAAUUUUAUAUUCAGGCUGUAACACAACAUUUUAUAUUCAGGCUGUAACACAACAUUUUAUAUUCAGGCUGUAACACAACAUUUUAUAUUCAGGCUGUAACACAACAUUUUAUAUUCAGGCUGUAACACAACAUUUUAUAUUCAGGCUGUAACACAACAUUUUAUAUUCAGGCUGUAACACAACAAAAGGUGGAAUAAGUCAAAGGGUAUGAAUACUUUCUGAAGCCACUGUAUCUGUAAAUUAUUACUACCUUCUCCUUCUGACUCCCCAAACCUCCUCUUCAGGUUGAACAAAUGCCUUAUAAACAUUGUUAAAUAGCAGCUUUGAAUGAUAGGAUGGUAAACGCUUUUGUUGUUUGUUUGCACAGCUGACUCUUCAUGCAGAGUAUGACUUCGAUUUUUAAAGAAAUUAGAUGGAUUUCUGAGUUUGUGAUAUGGAGACGCUUGACUUUCAAUGAAUAUAAUGUUUUAUGCGAUGGAUAGAUGAACACUGGUUUUCUCCAGACCGAGGUAGCCCGUUAAGACAAGUAAAUAUAUAUAUUUGUAACUGUAAGUAGACUCGUUGGAGUUUAAUUAAAGGUGGUGUUUGAAUUAUCCACAGAGCAAGACGGACCUGUGUUCCUCUGAGCUCUGUCAUGCAAUAACUAAUGUGCGUCUGAAAUGGCACCCUAUUUCCUGUAUAGUGCACUACUUUUGGCCAGCACACUGGUCAAAAGUAGUGCACUAUACAGGGAAUCGGGUGUAAUUGUGGAUGUACACUAACUGUCUUGAUGCCCUGGGCCCAGUUUUUCAAAACGUUUAAUCUGGAUAAGGAUGAUCUGGAUUCUGUAAUCCUUUUUUGCAAUCCAGGAUCAGAUUAAUCAUGUUGUUUUUGGGCCAGUUUUUCAGAAAAUAAUCGGAUAGGAUCAUUCUGAUCCACAACAUGAAGAUCACAGAAUCCAGAUUGUCAGUGCUUUCAACAGGCCUACAGACCUUUCCAUCUAGUGGACAAAUUAUGGUACUACUACACUGUCAUAGGGAAACAGAGAUGAGUAAACUACAUGAAUAAAGGUAACUAUAUGACACCUUUCUAAAUCCACCCUGAAUACACCCUUCCAGUGGGAUCAAGAUAAUCUAGAUUUUAGGCAUCAAAACUAUCACUACCUUUUUUGAGUAAAAAAAAAUUAUAAACUACAUUUAAUCCUGAUUUAAUGGUCAAAUUGGAUUACCAAAUCUGGAGGAUCAGAAUAAUUUUGUUUUCUUUUGAAAAACCCAAUUCUAACAUGUAAUUUUAUCCGAUUGCAGAAAUCCGAUCAGAUAACUUUUGAAAAACUGGGCCCAGAGACUGUGUGCCUUCCACUUUGUAACAACCAUACCUUCUGAGGGUAAAGCAGCUUCAAUCUAAAUACUAUUGGAAAUAAUAUAACACAUUGAAAACUGCAGAUUUAAACUGUUGAUACAAGUAUUUUAUAUACAGUCCUUUAUAUAUCUGUAUUUAUGUGUAGCCCCCUCUCCACCACCCCUGACGAACAAGGUUAAGUUAGUUUAAAAAAACGACUUCCAUUUUUGUAUGUUGUUGGUUCUUCCACGCCCCUUGUGUGUUGCACAUCACAACAAUCACAACAAAUGAUCAUUUUGUCUUCAGGAUGGUACCUUAACAAAAAUAUGUAUUUGUCAAUCUUCCUCCUUGGGGAGACAUACAGACUGCGAAUGUAUGGAAUAUUGAUAGCAAUAAUAAAAAGAUUUUCAGUUUGCCUGAGAAUUACAACAACAAAAAGUCCAAACAAAAUGACAAAGCUGAGUGUUAAAAAGCAACAUAUUCCAGUCCAACAUCAUCAUAAGGAUGUUUACAGAAUGUGAUUCUGAAUGCUGGAUAGAUGUAUGUAUGUAUGCCAUACAUUACUUGGCCAUGCUGUAAUAUAACAUGUUGAUUGGUCUGGAUAGGAACAACUCCUAUUGCCUUAACAUGUUCUCUGUGAUUGGACAAUGAUAUAUGUAUAUUCUUGCAUGUAUAUGUUUUUCUCUGAGAGGAUGUUGCUAAUGACAACUGUCAAUCAUGUCCAAGUCCAAUCAGAAAUAGAAAAGAAUUCUCCAAUACACAAAAAACCUGCCUGAUGCCUUUAAAAAACAUUUUUAAAAUAAAUUUAAAAAGAACCUUGAUGCCUAUAGUUGUAGAUGCAGCAGAGAUGCUUGGUUCUGUUACUUCAAGGCUCUGUUUACACAGGUAGUUCAAUUCUGAUCUUUUUCUCACUAAUCAGAUCAGCUCUGAUAAAGUUCUGUGAUUUGUCAAAGAACCAAUUAGUGGAACAAAUAUCAGAAUUGGGCUGCCUGUAUAAACGCAGCCUUCAAGAGUAUCAGCACAAUACUUGUUAGUCCUGCAUACCAGAGGGCCAGUCAGUGAAUCUGCCUUGUAAAGGACACAGUGCAAGCGUCUUAGUAGAUUAUAUUAAGUGUGGAUGUGUGCGCUUGUACCCAAUAAACUGUAGAUAAGUGUUUUUUUUACAAUGAAUUUCAGUUCUGUACAAUAUAAGCACACAGAUGCAUUAGGCUACUAUGCAAACCAUGACGAAAGCACCAUGACAACGUGAUAUUUGGCAGAAAGUACAAAAUAACUGGUUUGUUUGUAAUAAUCUCUCGUGGCUUCUGUUUUAUGUGUAAAACCUAUUCAAACAGUGAGGAGAGAAUGUCACUAUUUGUUUAUUUAAACUAUAGGAAGGCCUUAACUCAUGUGUUGAAUAUGAAUUACUGGUUUGUUAUGCUCUUCUGGGUUAAUCAUUUACUUGAGAAUAUACAUUUUGGACAGCAGGACGUGUGUUACAAGAGGAAGGGCUGGCUCUAGUGCUGCUUGUGAGACUGUUACCUGAUUCCCAGUAUAGAGCUGAUCAGAACCGUACUGUGCUGGCUUGGAUGUUUCAUUUUCACAUGGUCCUUUCCAGCACUUUGUAGAUGCGUAAACAGGGCAGCCCAGUACAGCUCGGCUUGGCGCAGUUUUGCCCUAUAGUGUGAAUGAGGCAUAUGAGUCCAGAAACAAGAGCAGCAUUAAAUUCAGUAACCGUUCGCUCUCUGUCAUCCUCUUCUGGAAAACCAAAGAUCAAACAAUAUGUUCCCAUUUUACAUACUGGUAAAAAGCAACACAGACUGACAUUAGAACUCUAUUUUUGAUACUUUGAAAUGGAUGUCAUUCCUAACGGUUGGAUACAUAUAUCUAUAAAUAUAUGUUUUGUAAAAGAAAAGGGAAAUACAGGUUUUAGCUGAUGUUUACAGGAACCUUGUAUUGUCAUUUCAUGUACAUUUUGUAUUUUAAAACCAUUUUGUAAUUUAAGACUGCAGUGCUUUUUGAAAUUAUUCAAAGGGAAUACCUUGCAUUUAGGCUCUUACAGUAGUGUAUCAAUAAAAAUUCAAAUGUCAAA
Salvelinus fontinalis (brook trout) is the source of this 10612-nucleotide messenger RNA. RefSeq names its product nuclear factor of activated T-cells, cytoplasmic 3-like. Gene Ontology annotation, molecular function: RNA polymerase II cis-regulatory region sequence-specific DNA binding; DNA-binding transcription factor activity, RNA polymerase II-specific; transcription factor binding. The record is from RefSeq and is a predicted model, not a curated record. NCBI's taxonomy places the organism in Eukaryota, Metazoa, Chordata, Actinopteri, Salmoniformes, Salmonidae. The transcript has 10 exons. Gene Ontology annotation, biological process: cytokine production; calcineurin-NFAT signaling cascade; regulation of transcription by RNA polymerase II. Gene Ontology annotation, cellular component: transcription regulator complex. The coding region runs from base 1681 to 4998 and encodes 1105 amino acids.